Benincasa hispida (wax gourd) is the source of this 5719-nucleotide messenger RNA. Its product is annotated as calponin-like domain protein. Lineage: Eukaryota; Viridiplantae; Streptophyta; Magnoliopsida; Cucurbitales; Cucurbitaceae. The record is from RefSeq and is a predicted model, not a curated record.
GAGAAGAGACCAGUCUCUCUCUUCUUGUUAUUCUUCUUCUUCUUCCUCCUCCUCCUCUUCCCUUGGCCAGCUGUUUGUUUCAGUUUCAUCUACGAUUCUGCGUCUCUCCCUCCUUUUAUUUUAAUUUUUCCUUUUAUUAUUAUUAUUAUUAUUAUUAUUAUUAUUAUUAUAACAAGUGUGGUCUCCCCUGUGUUGUCUCCCCCAGUUCUCAAGAUCUGCAUCUGCAAAUCUCCCACAUUCACGUCUCCUACUCGAUGAUCGUCUCUACUCGAUCUGCCAAAUUCAACUCGCUCCUCCGCUUCUGCUUCUGCAAUCUCCCUCUGUGAUUGCCUUUCGGAGUUUUUACUUCUUUGAUUCUAAAUCAUGGCUGACAUGGAUUUGCUCGCCGACAUACCUGAGGUUAACGAGAAGUGUGCCUUGGAUAUGAGUACCUAUCACAAUUUGCCUAAACCUUGCAAUGCACCAUCCCUUCACUCUCCUUCUCCCAUUCCUAAGGAUGAUACCGAUGCUUCUUACGUUUUCGUUACCUCCUCCGAUGCUGCUACUUCCGAUCUUAAUGGGCAACCCAAGUGUUCUCAGAAUGUUGAUACGGAGGUUGAGAUUCGUAAUCGGGAAUUGAAUACUGACGUCGGUACGAAACCUGAAUCAAUUUUCGUCUCUGAUGCAUUGAAGGAUUCCCAAUUCGAAUUUUCUGAGCAUGUGAAAGAGAGUGACGCUAUUCAGGAUGACAUCAGAGUGGCCGAUGUCCUUCCAUCUUUUGACGCCAAGGUGGAUGAAGCGGAACCUGGACUGGAUUCUUCUCAAACGGUGGAAGACGCUCGAAUCCUGGAGGACCAGACUAUCAACGAAUCUUUUGCUGCAGAGACAAAUUCUGGUGAAAUCCAUGGGAUACAGUCUCCUCCAAAAUUUGAAGACAAUCGGAUUCAGGAGGAAAAUCAAAUAAUUUCUCCCUCUGUAUCUUCUAACACCGAUGCAAAUUGUUGUGGUGAAAUAGAGGUGGAGUCUUCCCAAAUGGCGGAAGAUAUUCAAAAUCAUGAGGAUAACAGAAUUGUGGAAAUCAUGAAGUCUUCUGAUACCGAGACAAAUCAUGUGAUGAACAUUGAGGCGGAGUCUUCUCAGGAGGCAGAUGGCAUCCAGAUUCACAAGGAAAAUGGAACAGUUGCAAUCAAGUUUUCUGAUACUCGGUCAAACCCUAGGGAAGAAAUUGAGGUGGAGUCUUCUCCCAAGGCAGAUGACAAUCAGAAUCACGAGGAAACUGGCGUAAUGAAAGCCUCUUCUGAUACCGAGGCAAAUCCUAGGUCAGAAAUUGAGGUGGAGUCUUCACGGGAGGUUGAAGACAUUGAGCUUCAGGGGCAAAAUGAAGUAGUGGAUGCCAUCAAAUCUUCUGCCACCGUGGAAAAGCGUGAGCAAGAAGGUGAAGUAAUUCCUGAGUAUAAUGAAACAGUGGCUAUCAAUGAAUUGUCCGAUACCAUACAUAAUGGCAGCGAAGAAACUGAGAUGGAAUCUUUCAAAAGAGAGGAAGGGAUUCAAGAAUCAGAAGAUGCAAGUUUGGAGGCUGCGGACUGCCAUUGUGUAAAUAGCAAAGAGAAGGUUGAUGAGAUGGUAGAUGAAGCUGUGACAAGCGACCCUGUGGGAGGUAUGGGAGAAUCUCAAAUUAUAAGUAUGCAUGCUGCUAAAUCUGACCUAGAUUAUUCUGAUGAUUCAGUGGAAGACGUUAAGGGGGAACGUACAUCAGGGGUUGUCUUGAAUGAAGAGAACUCUAAGAGAACUCAAUUUUCAAUUAAUCAGGAUGGUGAACAUUACCAGGUUGUUGGUGAGGAACAAGAAAGUUUAAACAGUGAAGUUUCUGUUUUAGAGCCAUCAGAAGAAAACAAAGUGGACGUGGAGCAGCAUUUGGCAGCAGCUCCUAGUCCACUGGUCAGUUCAGAAGACAUAAAUGGUCCCAUCUCCAUUAGCACGGAAGAUGGCUUGCCAACUAGUAUGGAUCAAGAUGACCCCUUGGAAACUAUUGAUGACAAAGACACUGUAGCUAACAGGACCAGCUUCCAUAACCACAAUGAAUCCUCGUCUGGCUCUGUAGAUUGUGAUAUUGCUACUGUUGAAACUCAUAGAUUAUCUCCUAGGAUGCUUAUUAGUGAUCCAAUAAAUGAGAUUACUGUGAAUGAUGAACAAGAGGUGAAUCAUGUGUUGGAACUAGAAGAUAAUUCAGAAAUGGCGUCUCAUCCUAAAGUGGAGGAAUGUCUCAAGGUUGAAGUUUUGGAAGGUAUGGUCUCUGGAAAUGGAGAUGAGGUGCCCACUGCAUUCGACGAAUCUAGAAUUUUUUCAGGUGAUAACUUUGUUGCUGGCAGUCAAUUAAUCACCAAGGACACUGCCCCAGUGGAAAGCAUUGACUCAGCAGUAUCUGCUGUUGUGAUAGGAAAUACUUCAAUUGAAAUAAGGGAACGGGCCUCUACGAAUUGCCCUAGUGAUCCAAUAGUGAGAUCCGAUCUUGAUGUUGAGGAUUGUAAAAUGUCUGAAAUUGUGGCUUCUGCUGGUGAUGUUGGCCAACCGGAUAAAGAAGUUGGUGAAAAUCAUGAGGUUGGUUUUCUUGGUAACUCUAAUUUUGAAACCAAGUGUGAGAAUGGUCACGUCGAAAUAGAUCACCAAGCAACUUUCCAUAGUAAUGAUUGUUCGUCAAUCGAAUGUCAAGAGAGAGGUUCCUCUGUUCCUGAAGUUUCUAAUGGUGUCGAUAAAUCUUCUGUAAUUCAACUAAGUUCUACUGUUGCAACAGACUCAGAAUUGCAUGAUAACGGAAGUAGCUCAAGUCCAACUGCUAAUGAGAAAUCCGGAGACGGCAUCAAGAUUCCAUCCUCCAUAGAAGGUGGUAGCAGAAAUAUAUAUGGCGAUGAUUGCAGUGUGUCAAAAACUGAAGUUCUCAAGGGUUCUAUAGUAAACGAUGAAAGGAAUCUGAACUCAAUGUCUGAUGUUGUCUCUGAAACGGAUGACAAACCGGCAACAGAAGAAACUAGGGUCAUUCAUGAGGGUUGCCAGAAUGAACCUUCACCUAUUUCUCCAGAAGGAGGUUCUGGUGAUACUUUAAUGGGGCAAAAUGUAGGGGCUGAGGCAGGAACAAGACCGUUUAACUUUUUGGUUAAGGUACCUAGAUUUGAUGACAAAAAUAUCAGAGAGCAGAUUAAGCGUGCUCAGACAGAAGUUGAUUGGAAGACCAAGGAUCGAGAUGCCAUUCGGGUUCAAAUACAGACAAUGAGGGCUGCGUGGAAAGUGUUGAGUGAUGAUCUUGAAGCAGCAGUGUCGGAAGGAAGAGCUGCAAGAGACUUACUCAAGUCAAAAAGGCUGGAGAUAGACUCUGUUCAAUCAGUGAUAACAAAAGUGAAGAAUGCCAUGUCUGUUGAGGAUAUUGAUGGCAGGAUACGCAACAUUGAACAUACGAUAGAGCAUGAAACACUGCCACUAAAAGAAGAAAAACAAUUAAUUCGUGAAAUCAAGCAAUUGAAGCAGCUGCGGGAACAGCUUUCAUCAACUAUGGGUAAGCAGGAUGAGCUUCAACAGGCAUUGGACCAGAAAGACCAGAUUGAAGAGCGCCUUAAGCUAUUAAGAAAGGAGAUGGAUUUGCUGAGAGACAAUGUUUUGAAAGCCGAAUCAGCUAUAAAGGCCGCUAAGAAGAAAUAUAAUGAUGAGAGCAUAAAGCUGGGCGAAUUGCAAUCCCAGUUUAAAGCAGCAGAUAAGAUUCGUCAAGAAGCAUAUGCUAAUUUACAGAGUAUGAGGAAGCAAUUAUAUGAGAAGAAUAAAUACUGCUGGAAGUAUCGGGAUGAGGCAAAAGAAGCCAAUGAAAUAGCGUCAAGUCGAGAUCUAGAGAAACUGCAACAUUUUUGUGUUAAUCAGGUGGAGCGCAUGAUGGAACUAUGGAACACAAAUGCUGAGUUCAGGGAAGAAUAUAUUAAGAGCAACACGAGGAGUACCCUGAGGCGACUAAAGACAUUGGAUGGCCGCUCUCUUGGCCCCAAUGAAGAGCCGCAAGUACUGAAUCUUAUUGUUAAGGAGGAGGGAUCAGUGAGGGACAAUUCUCUUUCAACGGUUUCAACAACGCAGGAAUCUGAAAAACUGAUACCCGCUGAUGAUGCGAGAGAUAAUGACAAAUCAGAGACCAAAGUAGCAGGAACGAAGAAUCAAAUGACAAAAAGAAAGAAGCCUGAAAUAGUUCUGGGCUUAGUGAAUGACCCUAGAAAUAUCUCUAGCGAGAAUGAAGUAGAAGAGGCACCGCGACCGGAGGAGAUUAAGCGAACAAGAGAGGAAGAGGAGCUGGCGGUGAAAGCAGAAGAGUUGAGAAAGGAGGAGGAAGCAAUGAAGUUGAAGGAGCAACGUAAGUUGGAAGAGAAGGCCAAAGCCAAAGAGGCGUUGGAGAGGAAAAAAAGAAAUGCUGAGAAAGCCCAGGCCAGGGCGGUAAUCAAAGCACGAAAAGAGGCAGAAGAGAGAGAGAAGCUAAGGGAGAAGAGAGCAAAAAAGAAGGAAAGGAAGAUGGCAGCUGAGACGGAAGGUGGAAAUGGUUGGGAUGAAAGGGAAUCUGGUUUAGUCACCGAGACCCCUUCAGAAUCUUCAAAGGAGGAGUCUGAAAACACAGGUAAACAGGGGAUGGCAGUGAAGAGGCCUCAAAAAGUGUCGCAGUACACAAAGCAGAGCAAGACAAAGUCCAUUCCUCCUCCACUUCGAAAUCGGGGUAAGAGGAGGAUGCAACCGUGGAUGUGGGUUCUUCUGACAAUCGUCUUUGUUUUUGCGCUGUUCUUCGUCGGACAACAACGGCUUCUCUACUAGAUCUUUUUGGUUCGACUUCUAAAUUUAGAAUGCAAUUCAAUUUUAUAUAGUUAUAGAGUGACACACAAUUAGUUGGCAAGGGAAGAGAGAUAGACGUUCGGAUUGGGACAUUCCCAUAGAAUAUAGAGAGAGAGAGAGAGAGAUAAUGGUAGGCUAAUUCUUUGGUUCCUUUCUCAGGAUUCAAAUUCAUCUCCCCAACUUACAAGUUGAAGUUCCUUUAAAUUAACCAAAAAAAAAAGGAAGAAAGGCGAGGUUUGAGGCUUUUCCCAUUAAGCAUUACAUGACAUUUUAUUUUAAUUUGUUGAUGGGUAAGCUGCGAGAUCCGAAGCAGAGGAAGAAAUGAAAGAGUCGUUGGAGGUCAGCUUUUGGUUUGGUAAAUUCACCACUAUGAUUAGGAGAGUGUUUAAUUAGGGUGGAUUGCAUUCUUGGGGUUGGGGCUGUGGAGAAAGAAAGAAAAGAGAGGGAGAUUCCAUUGGGAGAGUAGAAUAGGAAUAGGAAUAGGAAUAGGAAUAGGAAUAGGAACAGAUGAGGAUGAGUAGUAGAGGAUGGGUGGUGUGGGGCAUAUGCUUCUGCUGUGUGAGUCCGUACAUAGGGGCCCUCACUGACAUUGUAGCUAUCAGGAACCAGAAUCAUGGUGUCCCCACCGCUUCUAUGCCAUCAUCUGUCUUCUGUACGACGGCGUUUAUUGGUGCCCCUACCAAUGCCUAUUGCCGCCUAAUGGAUCUCACUAUUACCACCCACAACUAUGGUCAACGCUUCAGAUUAUAUGUUAUCAAUAUCAUCCCUCUUCCCUUAUCCUAUCCUAAACCCUAAUUUUAUUUCCAUCUUUCUUUUUCUUUCUCUAACCAAGCUGCCUUUCUACAUUUUUUUUUAAUUAUUAUUAUUGAUUGAUUCUUCUUUUCCUCUAAAA